AGGUAAUUUAUCGAAAAUUGUCCGAUCCAACCCAUGCCCAGCCGAGUACGAGUGGGGUGUUGCAAUUUGCAACAGCUAAUAGAUUGGGCUGGACUAGUUACAUCAUAGUAAAAGUUUUUAAAUUGGACUAAAUUUGCAAUAAUGGGCCCAUUUGAGCAAUCCCAUGAUUAAUCUUAUCUUUACGAUUAUUAUCUUGCAUUAACCGUAAUUUAAUUUAAAAAAAAAUAAAAAUUGUACCAUUAAAAUACCAAAAAAUAGGGUAUACCGAUACUAACCUCAAUUUAAGAAAGUUGACUUCGGUACAAUUAACAAAGACAAGGGGUAUUUUUGUCAAACCGCGCUAAGAAAUUUGUUCUGCUCUUCUCUCUCAUCUCUCUCUCUCUCUCUCUCUCUGUUCUGUCAAAUGUGCUUCAUUUUCUGAAGCGGUUUAAAAACAGACCGAGCAUGGAGAUAGAGCAAGCUACAAAAACCUAAAUCCAAACAAAGAACCUCAAUUGUCUUUCAUACUGACACAUAAACCAAUGAAACAAAAAAUUAAUUUAAGCAAGGAAAUGUGGUAGCCGUUUUUCGAACUAACAAAAAAUGAGGCAGAUUUCUCCCACUCUCAUCUCUUUCCAUUCUUCCCUCUCUUUCUCCUUCCCCAGUUUACCCGCCAACCCACGUCUUCAAAUUCCAGUUCGCUUCAGAUUCCAUAUCAGGUCGAUGGCUUCCCACGUAGUUGGUUACCCUCGCAUUGGGCCGAAAAGAGAGCUCAAGUUUGCAUUGGAAUCCUUCUGGGAUGGAAAGAGCAAUGCUGAAGAGCUGCACAAGGUUGCAUCUGAUUUACGGGUGUCGAUUUGGAAGCAGAUGGCAGAUGCUGGAAUCAAAUAUAUUCCGAGCAAUACAUUCUCGUAUUAUGACCAAGUGUUGGAUACCACCGCUAUGCUGGGUGCCGUUCCGUCGAGAUAUGGUUGGAGCGGAGGUGAUAUAGGAUUUGACGUUUACUUUUCGAUGGCUAGGGGUAAUGCUUCUGUUCCUGCAAUGGAAAUGACAAAGUGGUUUGAUACCAACUAUCACUACAUUGUCCCGGAAUUGGGGUUGGAGACUGAAUUUUCUUACGCAUCUCGCAAGGCUGUGCAAGAAUAUAAAGAGGCUAGAGCUCUCGGCAUCGACACAGUUCCAGUCCUCGUAGGCCCUGUUUCUUACUUGUUGUUAUCAAAACCAGCAAAGGGAGUUGGGAAAUCAUUCUCUCUUCUUUCCCUACUAGAUAAGAUUCUACCCAUCUACAUGGAAGUUGUGGCAGAACUAAAGGCAGCUGGUGCCAGCUGGAUUCAGUUUGAUGAGCCUACACUUGUCAUGGAUCUCGACUCGCACAAAUUACACGCAUUUACUCAUGCUUACAAAGAGCUCGAAUCAUCGGUUUCUGGUUUGAAUGUUCUUAUUGAAACAUAUUUUGCAGACCUUCCUGCCGAGGCAUAUAAUACGGUGACUGCUUUGAAGGGUGUCACAGCUAUUGGCUUCGAUUUAGUACGUGGAUCAAACACACUUGACCUAAUUAAAAAUGGAUAUCCUCUGGGAAAAUAUCUUUUUGCUGGAGUUGUUGACGGAAGAAACAUUUGGGCUAAUGAUCUUGAUGCUUCUUUAAGUACCUUGCAGGCUCUCGAGGGUGUGGUAGGCAAAGACAAGCUUGUGGUCUCUACUUCGUGUUCUCUACUUCACACCGUAGUUGAUUUGGUAAAUGAAACGAAGUUGGAUGAAGAACUGAAGUCAUGGCUUGCGUUUGCUGCACAGAAGUUACUUGAAGUCAAUGGAUUGGCGAAGGCACUAUCUGGUCAAAAGGAUGAGGCAUUCUACUCUGCUAAUGCAGCAGCUCAUGCUUCAAGAAGAUCAUCUCCUAGAGUUACCGAUGAGGAUGUUCAGAUUGCUACUGCUGCUUUAAAGGGUUCUGACCAUCGGAGAGCUACAAAUGUAAGUGCCAGGUUGGAAUCCCAGCAUGAAAAGCUAAACCUACCUAUUAUCCCAACUACUACUAUUGGAUCUUUCCCUCAAACUUUGGAGCUUAGGAAAAUCCGCCGUGAAUACAAGGCUAGUAAGAUAUCCGAGGAAGACUAUGUCAAAGCCAUUAAGGAGGAAAUAGCAGCAGUAGUGAAACUUCAAGAAGAGCUUGGCAUUGAUGUCCUCGUUCAUGGGGAACCAGAGAGAAACGAUAUGGUGGAAUACUUUGGGGAGCAGCUAUCUGGUUUUGCCUUCACUGUGAAUGGAUGGGUUCAAUCUUAUGGAUCGAGGUGCGUUAAGCCACCUAUUAUCUACGGUGAUGUCAGUCGCCCUAAAUCAAUGACUGUCUUUUGGUCUAAGUUGGCUCAGAGCAUGACUCAGCGCCCGAUGAAGGGAAUGCUUACAGGCCCUGUUACCAUACUGAAUUGGUCUUUUGUUAGAAACGACCAGCCCAGAAACGAGACUUGCUAUCAGAUUGCUCUAGCAAUCAAGAAUGAGGUUGAAGAUUUGGAGAAAGCUGGAAUAGGAGUUAUUCAAAUUGACGAAGCUGCCUUAAGAGAGGGUUUGCCACUUAGAAAAUCCGAGCAGCAAUUUUACUUGGACUGGGCUGUACACUCCUUCAGGAUAACUAAUUCUGCAGUUCAAGACAGCACCCAGAUCCACACCCAUAUGUGCUACUCAAACUUCAACGACAUCAUCGACUCGAUCAUAGAAAUGGAUGCUGAUGUCAUCACCAUCGAGAACUCCAGGUCAAACGAGAAGCUUCUUUCGGUUUUCCGCGAGGGAGGAGUGAAGUACGCUGCUGGCAUGGGCCCCGGGGUGUACGAUAUACAUUCACCAAGAAUACCAUCAACCGAAGAAAUUGUUGACCGGGUCAACAAGAUGCUGACAGUUCUUGAUAGCAAGUUCCUGUGGGUCAACCCUGACUGUGGACUCAAAACUCGCAAGUAUUCUGAAGUGAAGCCUGCGCUGAGCAAUAUGGUUGCUGCUGCUAAGCUGGCCCGAAAUAAUUUGGCUGCAAAUAAGUACAAACUUUUAAUCCUCUGCAGAAAAAGGUACAACACAAGGUAAUCAUGUUUCAAGAAGACCAAACAACCUCCAUAACCUUAA
Erythranthe guttata (spotted monkey flower) is the source of this 3084-nucleotide messenger RNA. It is a transcript of the gene MS3, whose product is annotated as methionine synthase 3. Gene Ontology annotation, molecular function: zinc ion binding; 5-methyltetrahydropteroyltriglutamate-homocysteine S-methyltransferase activity. NCBI's taxonomy places the organism in Eukaryota, Viridiplantae, Streptophyta, Magnoliopsida, Lamiales, Phrymaceae. The record is from RefSeq and is a predicted model, not a curated record.